Molecule: messenger RNA, 1293 nt
Organism: Hymenoscyphus albidus
Lineage: Eukaryota; Fungi; Ascomycota; Leotiomycetes; Helotiales; Helotiaceae
Source: the annotation of a GenBank genome assembly
AUGUCGGCUGUAAGUAUAUUUGAAGCUCAUACCCAUCCCAGAAGCUGAAAUUGAAUCUGACUCACUCGCAGCGCUACCACAUUGAAAACCCAAACGUGGGCAAUAAAGCUGAUACCGAAGAUUGGAGAAGUACGUUUGAAGCUCUAUCCCAAUCAUAAUUGUCAAUUACAUACUGAUUAUAUGACAAAGUUCGCGGCUACAACCCAUUGACUCCUCCCGAUCUCCUUCAACAUGAAAUUCCCCAGACCCCCAAAUCGAAACAAACUGUUGUCAACGGACGCAAUGAGGCGGUCGAAGUGGUCAACGGCAAAGAUCCAAAACAGCGAUUGCUUGUGAUCAUCGGUCCCUGCUCAAUUCACGACCCCGCUGCUGCACUCGAAUACUGCGACAACCUGGUUAAGCUGAAGAACAAAUACCAAGAUGACCUACUCAUCGUUAUGCGCUCCUACCUUGAAAAGCCUCGAACAACUGUGGGAUGGAAGGGGCUGAUCAACGAUCCUGAUAUCGACAAUAGCUUCCAAAUCAACAAGGGCCUGCGAACGAGUAGACAGUUGUUUGUCGAUUUGACCGAGAAAGGGAUGCCAUUGGCAAGUGAGAUGUUGGAUACUAUCUCGCCACAAUUUCUUGCCGAUCUAUUGAGUGUUGGCGCAAUUGGAGCAAGAACUACUGAAUCGCAAUUACACCGGGAAUUGGCAAGUGGGCUAAGUUUCCCCGUUGGCUUCAAGAAUGGCACAGAUGGGACUUUGAGCGUCGCAAUUGAUGCGAUUGGUGCAGUCAAGCAUCCUCAUCAUUUCUUGUCAGUUACAAAACCAGGUGUUGUCGCUAUCGUUGGCACCGUUGGAAAUGAGGAUUGCUUCGUUAUUCUUCGUGGUGGUACUAAGGGGACGAACUAUGAUGCUGAAAAUAUCAAAGAAGCAAAGGCUGCACUGAACAAGAGCGGCGUCAACCCAAGAUUAAUGGUCGAUUGCAGUCACGGCAAUUCGCUAAAGAAUCAUAAGAAUCAACCCAAAGUUGCUGCAGUCUUAGCAGAACAAAUCUCGAAAGGCGAGGAUGCAAUUAUGGGUGUCAUGAUUGAGAGCAAUAUCAAUGAGGGCAAGUCUUUCAUUUCCCUUAAUAUUUUCAUGAAAAUCGACUGACAAAAGUCUAGGCGCUCAGAAAGUUCCCAAGGAAGGCAAAUCCGGGUUGAAAUACGGUGUCAGUAUUACGGAUGCUUGUAUUGGAUGGGAAGAUACCGAAGUUGUUCUCGAACUUCUUGCGAAAUCUGUUCAACAGCGAAGAGAAGUUUCGAAAUGA